This is a messenger RNA of Entamoeba histolytica HM-1:IMSS, 918 nucleotides long. Its product is annotated as protein kinase domain containing protein. Gene Ontology annotation, biological process: protein phosphorylation. The transcript has a single exon. Gene Ontology annotation, molecular function: protein serine/threonine kinase activity; ATP binding. Gene Ontology annotation, cellular component: protein kinase CK2 complex; nucleus; cytosol. The coding region runs from base 1 to 918 and encodes 305 amino acids. The record is from RefSeq and is a predicted model, not a curated record. Lineage: Eukaryota; Evosea; Mastigamoebida; Endamoebidae.
AUGUAUGGUGUUUGGGAUGAUAAAGCAUUUAAAAUAGAAAGUGGGGAUCAAAACAAAUAUCAAAUUAUUCGAUGGAUUGGAAAUGGUUCUUAUGGAAAAGUUUUUCUGGGUGCUAUAGAAGAGAGGUACGAAUGUGUCAUAAAAAUUUUUUCGAGUUUUAGUGGAUGUACCUUAAAGAGAGAAGUUUAUUUUCUUAACCAACUUCAACACCCAAAUAUUGUUAAAUUAUAUGAUGUAAUAGUAAAUGAACAACAAAACAAAAGUAUUAUUAUGGAAUAUAUUCAUAACAUUCCUUUAAAUCAAAUUUCAAAGAAAUUAACAAUAAAAGAAAUAAAGAUCUUAUUUCUUCAAUUAAUUAAAGCAGUUAAUUACAUUCAUUCAAAAAAUAUAAUGCACAGAGAUAUUAAACCAAGUAAUAUCAUGUUUAAUUAUAAUAAUAUGACUCUUAAAUUAAUUGACUUUGGACUUGCUGAUUAUUAUAUACAAAAUACCAAAUAUUCAAUUCAUGUUGGUUCAAUUAAUUAUAAAGCUCCUGAACUUCUUCUUUAUAUACAUUAUUAUACACCAGCAGUAGAUAUUUGGUCAUGUGGAUGUGUAUUAGCUGAAAUGAUUAUUAGAAAUUAUCCAUUAUUUGAAGGAGAAUGUCUAAAUGAUAUUCUUGAAGAAAUUAUCAAAUUAGAAGGUACAGUUGUUUUAACUGAUUUCUUAAGAAAAGAACAUGUUCAAAUCUCUCGAUGCCAAGCACUUCAUCUUGUUGGAAGAAAAAGUCGUUCAAUAAGUGAAUAUACUGAUCCUGUAUUUCAAAAAAAACAAACACCUGGAUUAAUUCAUCUAUUAAAAGAACUUCUUGAAUUUAAUUAUCAUAAAAGACCAUCUGCUUCUUAUUUAUUAAAACAUAUAACUGAAUUUUUUAAUUAA